Molecule: messenger RNA, 2723 nt
Organism: Condylura cristata (star-nosed mole)
Lineage: Eukaryota; Metazoa; Chordata; Mammalia; Eulipotyphla; Talpidae
Product: zinc finger protein 883-like
Exons: 6
Coding region: 425-2317 (630 amino acids)
Biological process (GO): regulation of immune system process; regulation of cytokine production; negative regulation of transcription by RNA polymerase II
Molecular function (GO): RNA polymerase II cis-regulatory region sequence-specific DNA binding; DNA-binding transcription repressor activity, RNA polymerase II-specific
Source: RefSeq, a predicted model, not a curated record
CUCUAGUGGACUUUGUCUUUGGAGGCAGUGUGCCCAGGCGGCGCUCGGCAGGAGACUGGAGGAUUGAGGUGCAAACCCUCCGUCCCCCAUGAGUGGGCGCCCCUGCACUCCUCCCCCAGCUGCACCGCCAGUGUCCUUUAGGCAUUGUAAGAGCAACAGACACUGAAGAACUCUCUGAAUUGUGGUCCUUGGCCAUACCCAAAGGAUGACGUUGCUCAGUGGUGAGCUUGCGCCCUCCUCCGCGUCCUGCUGCUCCAUGCCUUGGAGCGACAGCCUUGGAGCCCAGGGGAGAGAGUACUCAGAAGGCAGUGGGACACGACCGAACACAGGCACACUCACUAAGACCAGUAGAGAGUACAGAGGAUGGUGUGUAAAAGACCCUGAAAAUCAGCUUCCAUACCAGCUGCCGUUCUGAUCCAGAGUGAUGUCUGAACUGAGAAGAAAUGUUCCCUUACGGGGGUUGGUGUCGUUUGAGGACGUGGCUGUGACCUUUACCUGGGAGGAGUGGCAGGACCUGAGUGAUGCUCAGAGGACCCUGUUCCGGGAGGUGAUGCUGGAAACCUACAGCAGCCUGGUGUCCCUGGGACACUGUGUGACCAAACCUGAGGUGAUUGUCAGGAUGGAGCAAGGAGCAGAGCCGUGUACUAUACAGGAACCCCCAAGCCAGGGCCUCUCAGAUGUCCAGACCAUGGAUGACCUGAUCAAAGUCAGUCAGGAAAAUCAAGGCAAACAUUUAUGGCAAGUUCUAAUUACCAACAACAAAACAUCAACGGAAGAGAUAACUGAUUUACAGAGAACGUUUUACUCGGGUUCAAUCCAUAUCUCCAAGCUAAUUAUAAAUAAUGGAAAAUGUUCAGAAAUGAUGCCUGAGGAGUUUCAUGUGGGUAAGAACAUGUUGCCCACUUGGGAGUCUGAUGAGAUCCAUGUUGGCAAGAAGUCCGAGGGCCCUAAUGCCAUCAGAUCUCCCAGCUAUCCUAAGCAUCAUGUUGCUGGUCAGACGAUUCCAACUGUGGAGCAGCCUUUUGAAUUUAGUGAACAAGGGAAAGCCUUCAACAAAGAAACAGUAUUCUUUACACCUAGGAAGGCUAUGAUGGGAGAGACUACCUGUAAAUAUAGUGGGACAAGGUAUGGUAAGUUAGCUGAUGUGGUCCAAGAGAGCUGUCACCUGGGGGAGAUGCACAACAGAUGUAAGCAGUGGAGAGAACUCUUUUUGGAGAAACCAAUAGAGUUAAUUCUUCAGAGUGAUGUUGAAGAUGAACACAAACAUAGUCAAAGUUGGCGUUUUAUCGGCAAGAAAAGAACUCCAUUAGGACGGAAGAAGAUAGAAUAUAACGCAUGUGGUAAAACUGUCUGUAAAAGUAACAAUAAGAAUAAACAAACAGGUGAGAAAUCUCAUGAAUGUUUGAAAUCUUUUCAGAAGUCAACACUCAGACGUCAGAGAAUUCUCACAAGACAGAAACCUUAUGAAUGUAAAGAAUGUUGGAAAACAUUCUUCCAGAAAUCAGCUCUUGAUGGACAUCAGAAAACUCACACAGGAGAGAAACGCUAUAAAUGUGAAGAAUGUAGGAAAACUUUCCACUGGAAGUCAGCCUUCAUCAGGCAUCAGAGAACUCACACAGGAGAGAAGCCCUAUGAAUGUCAAGAAUGUAGGAAAACAUUCUCUCAGAAGCCAACCCUCACAGUACACCAGAGAACACACACAGGAGAAAAACCCUAUCAAUGUCAAGAGUGUAGAAAAACAUUCUAUGGGAAGUCAAGUCUCACCAGACAUCUGAGAACUCACACAGGAGAGAAACCCUAUGAAUGUCAAGAAUGUAGGAAAACUUUCUCUCAGAAACCAACCCUCAUUGUACAUCAGAGAACUCACACUGGAGAGAAACCCUAUGAGUGUAAAAUAUGUAGAAAAAAUUUCUAUUCUAAAUCAGAACUCACUAAACAUCAGAGAAUUCACACAGGAGAGAAGCCCUUUGAGUGUAAAGUAUGUAGGAAAGCUUUCUACCAGAAGUCAUCCCUUACUGCACAUCAGAAAAUUCAUAUAAGAGUGAAACCGUAUGAAUGUCAAGAAUGUAGGAAAACUUUUCACUGGAAAUCAACUCUUGCUAGACAUCAGAGGACUCAUACAGUAGAGAAACCUUAUGAAUGUCAAGAAUGUAGGAAAACUUUUCACUGGAAAUCAACUCUUGCUAGACAUCAGAGGACUCAUACAGUAGAGAAACCUUAUGAAUGUCAAGAAUGUAGGAUAACUUUCUGCCAGAAGUCAGACCUUAGUGUACAUCAAAGAACUCAUGAGAGAGACUCUGUGAAUGUCAAGAUAUAGGAAAAAUUGUUCCUGGAAAGUAGCCUUGACUCCAGAGAACUCACACGUGUGUCCUCCUAUUCUGUGGAGACUGACCUCAUCUUUAGCAAAAGAAUAUUUUUCUGUUGAGAAAACAGCCUCCAUUUACUGUGGUUGUGAUCCUGUAUCAAACCUGGAUGGGACAUGCACACUAGCAAUGAGUAUUACUUCCAUGUUGGGUCACAAAAGAUUUCAUGCCUGUGUCCCAGACAUGUGAAUGGCCUGCCACUUUGCCUUGAGACCCAAAGAGCAAAGAUGGCACCAUGAUUUAAGACAAGGGGUUGGGGAAAGCAGUUUUCCAAACUACCUCACCUAUCUCCAUCUGAGCUUUGACUGGGAAUGAGACAGAGUAGGGGAGCAGAACAGGCAGAUGGACCGAAAUACACUG